AUGACUUUAGAUUCUUCAUUAGAAUUACCUUCAAUUAAUAGUACUACAAGUAUAUCCGAUAAUCCAGAAUUAAAAAAUUAUUAUGAUAAGUUAUUAUUUAAGAAUAGCUCUGGUAAAUCUUUAACUGAUUUACCAAGAAAGGCAAGGGAGGCCGCUGCAGCUGCCAACAAUAGUAAUAAUAAUAAUAAUCCUAAUACAAAUAUCACGGCUAAGAAAAUUGAUUUUAUAAAAGGUUUUACCGAUCUUUCUUCAUUUUCUCCAAAUUCAAAUAUAAUUAAACCUUCUCCUCUAUCUCAUAAUAAUCCAAACACUUUUAGUAACCCUGAAUUGACUACUCCAAAGAAUAAUAAUAAUAAUAUCAACUCUUAUUUAUUUAGUACUUUCCAUAUUGAUGGUAAUAAUAACAAUAAUAAUGAUUAUAGUACAACAACGACAACAACAAGAAGACAUUCGAUUUUUACUGGCAAAAAUGAUGAUAUCUUUGCAAGUAAUAAUUUAGAUUCUUUAUCAUUUAAUAAUUUCAAUGAAAAUUCAUCAACUAAUGAGUCAACUGAUAUUUUAUCUCCAUUAACAAGUGCUGGUCAUUUGUAUGAUAAUAAUUAUUCAACACAAAGAAGGUCCUCUUAUAUUUCAGAUACUUUGAUUCAUAAUCAUAAUAAUAGUAAUAAUAACUAUUAUAAUAAUAAUAAUAAUAAUAAUAACCCUUCAUUGCAGAAUACCACUCAAGUAUAUCAGCAACAAAAUCAACCAGUGAUUACUUCAAAUACUUUUAAUAAUAAUUAUUCAAAUUAUCUAUCUCAACAACGUCGUAAUACGAUGGGUUCCAAUGUUUUUAAAGGUAACAAUAAUCAACAACAGCAACAGUACAAUUAUUAUAAUUAUCUACAAAAUUCAAAUCCACCUUCUCAUUAUAUAAAAAAUACUAAUAAUGGCACUACUGCUACUACCGCCAUUAUUGAAAAUACUAAUGGAAAUAAUAACCAAGAUAAUGGUUUAAUUCUUGUGGGUGAUAAACAAUUGACUUCAUCCAAAGAUCUACAAAAAUUGUAUCAAAAUUGUGGUACAAACUAUUUUUCUUCAGAAUUAGUAUUUGAAUUUACUGAUUAUAUUAAAUCCAUGUUAACUGUAACAAAUUCUACUGCUGAAGAAGAACAAGAAGAAACUAGUCAAACAAAAGAACGUAUGUUACGUUUCUUAAGUUUUCUAAAAAGUUGUAAUUUAAAUUACAAUCCACAAUCUGAUGCUUUUAUUUCAAGGUCAAAAAAGGAACAAAUAAUGUCUCCAUCUUCUACAACAAAUAAAUCUAAAAAUACAUCAACUUAUUUACAUUAUAAACCAUUAUUAUUAGUGGCUUUAAAAAAUGGUAAAUUAGAAUUAUUGUCAAUCCCACAAAAUUCAAACUUGAUAAUGAAAAGAGGUGAUCUCGUUGUUAUCGAUGGUGAUCGUGGUAAAGAUUUAUCUUUAGUUGUUGAACCACAAGUUGAUCUGAGUUUGGCUUUAAUAAUAAAUUUCUUAAAGAAAAAAAUUCAUUUUGAUUCAUUGAUAACGUCAAAAAAUCAGCAUUAUUCAAACAAAAAUUUUGUUAACGCUUUAAUCGAUUCCACCCAAGGAAUUAAUGAUGAUUUAAAUCCAAGAUUAUAUGAUGUUAUCGAAUUAACUCAACUAGUUAUACCUUCAAAACAAGUAUUAAGAUUUGCAACUCCAUUUGAAGUGAGCACGAAUCUUCAUAAUAAAUUUCAAGAUGAAUUAAAGGCUUUACAUAUUGCACAAUUGAAAUUAAAAUCUUUAAAUAGUGGAUUAUCAAUAAAUUCUAAUAAUAAUAGUAAUAGCAGCAAUAAUAAUAAGUUAAAUAUUAAAAUUUUAAAUUCAGAAUUUCAAUUCGAUCGUAAAAAGUUAACUUUCUAUUACAUUUGUGAAGAAAGAAAUGAUUUUAGAGAAUUGAUUAAAGAAUUAUUCAAAUUUUAUAAGACGAGAAUUUGGCUCUGUGCAAUUCCAAAUAAUCUAGAAAUUGAUUCAAAAUAUUAUGAUAAUGAGCAAAAAGAAUUCAAAAUGUAUAAAGAUAUGAUGUCUCAUUAUAAUUUUGAUGAUUUGAAUGAUUUAAAUUUCCAACAUAGUGGUGCUAUGGGCGGUUUCAUAGUUGCACCAUCAUUAAAUGAAUUACAACUAGAUAAUUUUCAAAUUGGUGUUUAUAAAGAAUUGGUCAUCCGAUUAUUUGGUUAA
Molecule: messenger RNA, 2220 nt
Organism: Kazachstania africana CBS 2517
Lineage: Eukaryota; Fungi; Ascomycota; Saccharomycetes; Saccharomycetales; Saccharomycetaceae
Exons: 1
Coding region: 1-2220 (739 amino acids)
Cellular component (GO): cytoplasm
Source: RefSeq, a predicted model, not a curated record